CCCUAACUCAUCUGAUUGUCAUCUAUAAACACGACUCCAAAGCUGAAGCUCAUACAGCCUAUAAGCCCCGAAAUGACGUCGGCGGGCUUACUCGCGUGCGAAAUGUCAGAAGAACGCCAGAAGUCCAUAACCGCGGGGUGAAACCAGUACCUCGGAACGCGUAAACGAUGAGCUUUUCGACCACCAUAAGCAUAUACGACGCCUCGUUGCUAGCUAUAAUAUAAGUGCAUAGUCUACUAUUCUGCAAGGCCUACAAGUGCCUAAGAUUUGCGUUCUGGCUUCAACAUGACGACCCAGCACAACAUCUUCACGCCCCACUGGUCCAGAUUCGUAGCUCCCAACGCCCCCGAUCCCCACACAGCCAAAUACACACCCCACGACAAGCCCAUCUUCGCCUCGCCAUUCGGCGCGUUCCCGCCUACGCCAUCAGAUCUCAACAUCCAUGACCUGUGUUUCCCGCCCGGCAACCCGCUACCAGACGACUACCCGCUGUUCAUCAACGCGGUAACGCAAGAAACCGUCACGCUGCACAGCUUCUACGCACGCGUCUGCGCACUGUCCCGGGCUCUGCGCUACGAUGGCCCGAAUCCACUGCGUUUGGGUAAGAGCCCGGUGAAUGACGCAGAGCAAGGCGAGAUUCUGGGUCUUUUCUCGAAGAAUCAUAUUCACUAUCCGAUGGUGGCGCAUGCGUGUUUCCGGUCUGAACUAGUGUUUGGCGGGAUUAGUCCAGAGAGCACGGCGUAUGAGCUUUGGUGGAUUCUGCGCAAGAUGCAGAUUACGAGUCUGAUGUGCCAUGAGGCGUUACUUCCUGUGCUGCGGGAGGCGGUGAAGUUGGGGCGGGGAGAGGGCGAUGAUUUGCCGCUUAAGCUUGUUUUGGAUCUGGAGAAGGUGGUUGUGCUGAGUGAUGAUGGACGGUUGGACAGUGUCGCUGGGCAUCGGACGAUUGAGUCGCUGGUGAGAGAAGGUGAGAGGCUUCCUGAGAGACCGCGCAAACUGCUUGGGGGAGAGCGUAUGGCGUAUCUAUUUCAGUCGUCAGGGACGUCUGGGCUGCCAAAGGCGAUGAUGAUCUCGCACAAGAACGGCUACCACUCAGGCAUACAACUGCUCAUCACCGCGGUCCAAACCGCACGAUACUUGGGCGUCGAACCACUACCGCCAUCAACCAUCCUCGGCGUGAUCCCAAUGUACCACUCCUACGGCAUGAUCCUGUGGAUCCUGCGUAUAAACCUCACCAAAACCACCACCAUCCUCCUACCAAAAUGGGACAUUGAACUCGCACUCCAAACCAUCGAAAAGUACAAGAUAACCCACCUGCCCCUCGUCCCCCCUCUCGUCCGCCAACUAGCCCAAUCCCCACUAACACAAAAAUACAACUUGACCUCGGUGCUAGCCGCCAUGAGCGGCGCCGCAUACCUGCCCGCAGACGUCGCCUACCAACUGGCCCAGAAGCUGCCGCAAGGCGCCGCCGCCCCGAUCCCCAGCGGCUACGGCCUGAGCGAAGCAGCCAGCAUUGCCAGCCCGCCUGCGGCAGGCCUCUUCGGCCUCGCGCCCUCGCCGCCCGGCACGAUUGGGUAUCUACUACCCGGCAUGGAGGGCCGAGUCGUAGACCCAGAGACGCUGCGCGACGUGCCGAAGGGAGAGAAAGGCGAGAUGUGGACCCGCGGCCCUGUUGUUUGUCCGGGGUAUUUCAAAGAUGCGCAAGCGACGGCGGAGAUUUUUACAGAGGCUGGGUGGUUGCGCACGGGCGAUCUUGUCUUGCGCGAUGAGCAGGACCGGCUUCAUUACCUUGAUCGCUUGAAGGAGAUGAUUAAAGUCAAAGGCUUGCAGGUCGCUGCUACGGAGGUCGAGGACAUGCUGCUUGAGCACCCGGCGGGGCUUGUGCGCGAUGCAUGUGUUGCUGGCGUGGACAAUGGAAGGGGCGAUGGGUCGCUGUUCGUUCGGGCGUGGGUUGUUCUCACGGCUGCGGGCAAGAAGUUGGGCGAAGAUGCACUGGCGAGGAAAUUGGAUGAGUGGGUUCAGAGUAGGUUGAGCAAGCAUAAGUGGCUGACUGGCGGUGUUGAGGUGGUGGAUUCGAUCCCCAGGACGCCAUCAGGCAAGAUGUUGAGAAGAGAGAUGCGGGAUCGAUAUCAUGCGCGGCUGAAGACGGAAGGAAAGGCU
Molecule: messenger RNA, 2157 nt
Organism: Cucurbitaria berberidis CBS 394.84
Lineage: Eukaryota; Fungi; Ascomycota; Dothideomycetes; Pleosporales; Cucurbitariaceae
Product: 4-coumarate-CoA ligase-like protein
Exons: 3
Biological process (GO): secondary metabolic process
Molecular function (GO): CoA-ligase activity
Source: RefSeq, a predicted model, not a curated record